AUGAAAGUAGCUCGAUUAGUUCCAUCUUCUCAACCUGAUUUAUUGAAUAUUAUUCUUCGUCUUUUAUUGAAUUUAUCAUUUGAUCGUGAUAUUCGUGCACAAAUUGUUCGUAUUGGUUUAUUACCAAAACUCGUCGAUUUAAUCGAGGAUGAUAAUCAACGUUUAAUAUGUUUAUGUUUAUUAUAUCAUUUAAGUAUGGAUGAUCGAACAAAAGCGUAUUUUACAUAUACAAAAUGCAAUCAACAAUUAAUGAAAUUGAUUAUUGAUUGUAAAGAAGAUAGUCUUGAACCAGAAAUAAUUGCAUUAGCAAUAAAUUUAGCAUUAAAUCCUGGUUGUGCGGAACAAUUAUGUGAAUAUAAACAUGGGAAAGGUUUGAAAUUACUUAUGAAACGAGCUUAUAAAAAUAAAGAUUCAUUAAUUAUGAAAAUGAUACGAAAUAUUUCGUCACAUGCUUCACCUGAUAUUAAAAAUCAAUUUAUCGCAUUUGUUGGUCCAUUAGGUGAAACAUUAGUUACAGAAAAUGAUGAAGCAUUUCUUACUGAAGUUGUUGGUACAUUAGCUAAUUUAACAAUACCGGAUAUUGAUUAUCAAGCUCUAAUGAGUGAAUAUGGUCUUGUUGAUUGGAUUAAAUUGAAAUUAAAACCUGAUUCAGCAAAUGAUGAAUUAUCAUUAAAUGUUGUUGUACUUGUUGGGACACUUUGUGCGGAUGAUGCAUGUGCUGAAGUACUUGCUAAAAGUGGUAUUAUUCAAAUUCUUAUUGAACUUUUACAUGCUCAACAAGAAGAUGAUGAAAUUGUACUACAAAUAUGUUAUGUAUUUUAUCAACUGUGUUUUCAUAGAUCAACUCGUAAUGUUAUUAUUAAAAAAACAGAUGCACCAGCUUAUUUAAUUGAUCUUAUGCAAGAUAAAAAUAAAGAAGUACGACGUGUUUGUGAUAUGACACUUGAAAUAAUUAGUGAAUGUGAUCCAGAAUGGGCAAGUCGUAUUACAGUUGCUCGAUUUCGUAAUCAUAAUCAAGCAUGGCUUGAAGCUAUUGAAGGACAACAAGUAUCAUAUGAGGAUGAUGAUGAACCAUCACCGGUUAAUAAUGCCGGAGGUUAUGGUUUUGAUUCAAUGGCAUUUGGUGGAGGAGAUCAAGAUGAAUAUCUUGAUCCAUUUGCUUAUGACGAUGGUUAUCCAUUAGAUGGUCGAGAAUCACCCGAUGUUAAUCAUUGGAAUUCAAUUAAUAGUGGCGGUGAUAUGGAUAUUGAUAGAGAACCAUACACAUAUAUGCGUGAUGAUUAUAUGAAUAUGGAUAUUGAUGCAGCUGAUUUUACAUAA
Molecule: messenger RNA, 1320 nt
Organism: Adineta steineri
Lineage: Eukaryota; Metazoa; Rotifera; Eurotatoria; Adinetida; Adinetidae
Source: the annotation of a GenBank genome assembly